UUUUCUGACACGACUACUGUCACUUCAGAUGUAAUAUGGUUUAGAUGCAAAUGUGUUGCCAGCCAGAAAAGUAAAAAAUAUGAUGUCUACUGUGCUGUUCAUCAACAGACAGGAAAAUGUUUGAAGGGCAAAUGUGCGUGUCCACAAGGUGUUUUAGGAAACUGCAGCCAUGUAGCUGGAUUACUUUUGGCUUUAGAGUUUAUCAACCGUACAAAAGCUCAGAAUCCAGGCGACAUCUCAUGUACUUCCAGGCUUUGUCAGUGGCGGAAACCAAAGCCUUUGUCAGAGAUAGUCAUAUACAAACCGGCAUAUGGAAAAGCUCCCCAGAAACCAAAAGAACGGGGCUAUGACCUCCGCCAUCCUGAUGACAGAGUUCCCGAUUUAGCUAAAGUCCAAGCCCAGGUUAAGGAAUUGAUGCAACUCUAUCCUAACACUGGACUACAGCAAAUGUGGGAUAUUCCUGUUGAGGUACCAGAAGUUGAAUUUGAAGUUAUUCUUGAAACUUCUGAAAUGGACAAAAUGGCAGAAGCCCUUAUUGUAAUGCCAGCCCGUUGCCAUGGACUGUUAGGUGGGGCAGAGAACACGAAAGUGCUGGAGUCAAAGCAUAUGAACAUCGGGGGACAAGACAUUCGAGGACUCCAUUGGAAAGAUGUAGCAUCCAUAAAGGACUUUUGUGUGACAAUCCAUGACAAUGGGGUCUUACCCCUGAAAAGGAAUUCAACUUAUUUUUCCCAAGUACAAGGGGAGAUGGCCAUCAUGUCAGUCCCUCGGACAGAUUUUGUUCUAUGGAACCCAGUGGAUUUAAUGGUAGAAAGGAUUUACUUUGAUGUUAAUUUCUGGAAAAAUGAAUUGUUCCCAAAACUUCAGGCCUUCUAUAAAACUAAAGUAGUCCCAGAAAUUUUGGGUGGAAAAUUUGGACUUAGAACAUAG
Molecule: messenger RNA, 930 nt
Organism: Lottia gigantea (owl limpet)
Lineage: Eukaryota; Metazoa; Mollusca; Gastropoda; Lottiidae
Exons: 5
Molecular function (GO): zinc ion binding
Source: RefSeq, a predicted model, not a curated record